CGUGAAAGAUCAGGAGGCUGGCACGUGAACGCCAGGCUGGCUAUGAGGGAGUGACUGCAACUCCUGCAAGUGAUAAAGCGCAUCUGUAGUGCACGGGCGCUGGGAAUGGGAUAGCAGGAGGGACGGAGCAGGGCCCCCUAGGCGGUACUUGUCCUCUGUCCCCGUAAGGACAGGGCUCCUGGGACAGAGCUCUUAUCCGCAAAGCUGGCCGGCGCCUUUUCCCGCGCUGGGCUUUUUCUCAAAUAGAGGAUUUCUUGGUGCAUAGACUAACGUUUUCAAGCGUUCAAGCUUCUAUCUGGGCAUUGGAACCUGGCCUAUUUGGAUUUGGCCUUGACAGAUUAGCUUCCCUAUGUCUUCCGAUGUUCUACCCAGCAAAUGAACUGAAAUCACUGAAGCCUGAUUCAAAGAGCAACUUCAAAAGCCUUAAAAGGAGUGUGUGUGUGUGCCUGUCAUAAUCCUCAGUCAACUUUGUUUCAAGGAGGAGGUAAAGAACCCUUUCAGCCUCCCUCAGCUCUUUACAUCAUGUUUACGUGGCCUUUGGCUGACAUGCUACCCUGAGUGCUGGUGUGUUUUCUGGACAAUUCUGGCUAAGACGGGUCGCUGAUUGGCCGUGGGGAGGCGGAAGCGAGGGCGGGCGCUCCGUCUCCGUUGCCGCAGUGACAGGACCAGAGUGCUCCUAGGAGCUGGGAAAUGGCGGCGGCAUCGUCGUCGCGUCGCUCGCAGCAGCAUCAUCACCCUCACCCUCCGUCUCACCACCCCGUCCCGACUUCCGUGUCGCCGCCACAGAGCCCCAGCCUUUCCUCCAUCGGAGCUUCGCCUCAGCAGAGGCCCAGCCUGGCCGGACCUGAGGGCGAGUCUCCCGCGAACGGCGGCCGGGAGGCGACGGUAGCAGCAGAGAGGCCUUUCUCUCCGGAGAGUGCCUGCGAGAGUGCCGGGCCUCCCCCGCCGCCGGGCUCUGGAGCUAACAGCGCCACCGCCAGUAGCAGCAGUAGCAGCAGCUCCGGCUCUUCGUCGUCUUCGUCCUCCUCAGCUGCCUCCAGCCCGGCCGCCGCGGAGAGCCCGGACCCGCCUCCUCCGCCGUUGCAGCCGCCACCUCCGCCCGUGGGAAGCGGCACUUUUCGGGAGCUGCUGGAAGCCUGCCGCAAUGGGGACGUGACCCGGGUCAGGCGCCUGGUGGAUGCGACCAACGUCAAUGCCAAGGAUAUGGCCGGGCGGAAAUCCACCCCUUUGCACUUUGCAGCAGGUUUUGGAAGAAAGGAUGUAGUGGAACACUUAUUACAGACAGGAGCCAAUGUCCAUGCUCGUGAUGAUGGUGGAUUGAUACCUCUUCAUAAUGCCUGUUCAUUCGGUCAUGCUGAGGUAGUUAGCCUCUUGCUGUGUCAGGGUGCAGAUCCAAAUGCCAGAGACAACUGGAAUUAUACCCCUCUGCAUGAAGCUGGUAUCAAAGGCAAGAUAGAUGUGUGUAUUGUGCUGCUGCAGCAUGGAGCUGAUCCAAAUAUUCGAAACACAGAUGGAAAGUCAGCCUUGGAUCUUGCAGAUCCUUCUGCAAAAGCUGUACUUACAGGUGAAUACAAGAAGGACGAACUCCUGGAAGCUGCUAGGAGUGGUAAUGAAGAAAAAUUAAUGGCUUUGUUGACACCUUUAAAUGUGAACUGCCAUGCAAGUGAUGGGCGAAAAUCUACUCCAUUACAUUUGGCUGCAGGAUACAACAGAGUUCGGAUAGUUCAGCUUUUGCUUCAGCAUGGUGCUGAUGUCCAUGCAAAGGAUAAGGGUGGACUUGUGCCCCUCCACAAUGCAUGUUCCUAUGGACAUUAUGAAGUUACAGAACUGCUGUUGAAGCAUGGAGCCUGUGUUAAUGCAAUGGAUCUCUGGCAGUUUACUCCAUUACAUGAAGCUGCUUCGAAGAAUCGUGUGGAAGUUUGUUCUUUGUUACUCAGUCAUGGUGCUGAUCCAACAUUAGUCAACUGUCAUGGCAAGAGUGCCGUUGACAUGGCCCCAACGCCUGAACUGAAAGAGAGGCUAACCUAUGAAUUUAAAGGACAUUCUUUACUACAAGCAGCAAGAGAAGCUGACUUAGCCAAAGUAAAGAAAACGCUUGCUUUGGAGGUCAUUAAUUUCAAGCAGCCACAGUCCCAUGAGACAGCACUGCACUGUGCUGUGGCUUCUCUUCACCCCAAACGGAAGCAAGUCACUGAGUUACUGCUUCGGAAAGGAGCCAACGUCAAUGAGAAAAACAAAGAUUUCAUGACACCUCUGCAUGUUGCUGCUGAACGAGCUCACAAUGAUGUUAUGGAGGUUCUUCACAAACAUGGAGCAAAGAUGAAUGCAUUAGACACACUUGGACAAACAGCUUUGCAUAGGGCUGCUUUGGCAGGACACCUGCAGACUUGUCGCCUCCUCCUGAAUUAUGGUUCUGACCCCUCCAUAAUCUCCUUACAAGGUUUCACAGCAGCACAGAUGGGCAACGAAGCAGUGCAGCAGAUACUGAACGAGAGCACCCCUGUUCACACAUCUGAUGUGGAUUAUAGACUGUUGGAAGCCUCUAAAGCUGGAGACUUGGAAACUGUGAAGCAACUUUGCAGUCCUCAGAAUGUGAACUGCAGGGAUUUGGAGGGGCGUCAUUCAACUCCGUUGCACUUCGCUGCAGGUUAUAACCGAGUAUCAGUAGUGGAGUACUUGCUUCAUCAUGGAGCAGAUGUGCAUGCGAAGGAUAAAGGUGGCUUAGUACCCCUGCAUAAUGCCUGUUCAUAUGGACACUACGAAGUUGCAGAGUUAUUGGUGAGACAUGGGGCUUCUGUCAAUGUUGCAGACCUGUGGAAGUUCACUCCACUACAUGAAGCAGCAGCAAAGGGAAAAUAUGAAAUCUGCAAGCUCCUUUUGAAACAUGGAGCAGAUCCAACAAAAAAGAACAGAGAUGGCAACACACCUCUAGACCUUGUGAAAGAGGGAGACACAGAUAUACAGGACCUGCUGCGAGGUGAUGCUGCCUUGCUGGAUGCUGCCAAAAAGGGCUGCCUGGCCCGAGUUCAGAAAUUGUGUUCUCCAGAAAACAUCAAUUGCCGAGAUACCCAGGGACGAAACUCAACCCCGCUGCAUCUUGCUGCUGGAUACAAUAAUUUGGAAGUUGCUGAAUAUCUGCUGGAGCAUGGUGCUGAUGUCAAUGCUCAAGACAAAGGAGGAUUAAUUCCUCUACAUAAUGCAGCAUCCUAUGGGCAUGUGGAUAUAGCAGCUUUGUUGAUUAAAUACAAUACCUGUGUAAAUGCUACGGAUAAAUGGGCAUUUACACCAUUGCAUGAAGCAGCACAAAAAGGAAGAACACAGCUCUGUGCUCUACUUCUAGCUCAUGGAGCAGAUCCAACAAUGAAAAACCAAGAAGGCCAAACACCGUUGGAUCUGGCUACAGCUGAUGAUAUUCGAGCCUUGCUGAUUGACGCAAUGCCUCCAGAGGCCCUGCCAACCUGCUUUAAACCUCAAGCUACUGUAGUUAGUGCCUCUAUCAUUUCACCAGCAUCAACUCCAUCCUGUCUCUCUGCUGCCAGCAGCAUAGAUAAUCUUGCAGGACCUUUGGCAGAAAUUGCGGUAGGAGGGGCAUCCAAUGCUGGUGACGGAGCAACAGGAACAGAAAGGAAGGAAGGAGAAGUUGUUGGACUUGACAUGAACAUCAGUCAGUUCCUAAAGAGUCUUGGUCUGGAACAUCUUCGGGAUAUUUUUGAAACAGAACAGAUUACUUUGGAUGUACUGGCAGACAUGGGACAUGAAGAGUUGAAAGAAAUUGGCAUCAAUGCUUAUGGGCAUCGUCAUAAGUUAAUAAAAGGCGUAGAAAGACUUCUAGGUGGGCAGCAAGGCACCAAUCCUUAUUUGGCUUUUCACUGUGUCACCCAGGGAACUAUUCUUAUAGAUCUUGCUCCUGAUGACAAAGAAUAUCAAUCUGUAGAAGAAGAGAUGCAGAGUACUAUCAGGGAACACAGAGAUGGUGGUAAUGCUGGGGGGAUCUUCAACAGGUAUAAUGUGAUCCGGAUUCAAAAGGUUGUUAAUAAGAAACUGAGGGAGAGAUUCUGUCAUAGGCAGAAAGAAGUCUCAGAAGAAAACCAUAACCAUCACAAUGAACGCAUGUUGUUUCAUGGGUCCCCUUUUAUUAAUGCUAUUAUUCACAAAGGAUUUGAUGAAAGGCAUGCAUACAUUGGAGGCAUGUUUGGAGCUGGAAUUUACUUUGCAGAAAACUCCUCUAAAAGUAACCAAUAUGUAUAUGGAAUAGGUGGAGGCACAGGUUGCCCCCCCCACAAAGACAGAUCCUGCUACGUCUGCCACAGACAAAUGCUUUUCUGUCGGGUGACACUGGGGAAAUCCUUUUUACAGUUUAGCACCAUGAAAAUGGCCCAUGCUCCUCCUGGGCAUCAUUCUGUCAUUGGCAGACCAAGCGUAAAUGGACUUGCGUAUGCUGAGUAUGUUAUCUACAGAGGAGAACAGGCUUAUCCUGAGUAUCUGAUUACAUACCAAAUUGUAAAACCAGAUACUCCCUCACAGACAACAACGGCCACAGAGCAGAAGACCUAGUAAACACUAGUUUGGUGAAACAAAUCACAAGACUUAAAUAACUUAUGGACUGGAUGGAUGACAUUAGUUUCAAAGCAUCAACGUUGUAUGAAAUUCUUGUCACUCUGGAACUAAGCUGUAUGUGUUUUAUAAAGUAUUGCUCUAUAAACAGAUAGGAGUAAAUGAUACGUACUCAAUUCCUACUAUUCCUUUUGAGGAAAUGUUUACAAAGGUUUGCCUUUUAACAACAUAUCUCAGGCUCACUUUCCCUGCAGUUGCCAUGUGUGUAACGACAUCAUUGCUUCAACCUGGGUGCUUGGGAACAUUAUUUAACAAGCAGGGCUUUGUCAAGACCAUAUUUUUAAAAGUAAAUUCUAAUGCCACUGCUCUGUUUACGUGAUGCAUAUAGCUUGUAUUGAACCCAUGCCACCUUCUCAGCGUUCAAAGUUGGUUGUCUUUUUAAAAAGUCCUUAGCUGACUAUUUAUUUUACUUUUUUUUUCUUGUAUUACAAAAAUGAGCCAGGCCCUUCUUGAGGAUAUUUUUGCACAAAGUCAAGUUGACUAAAAUCAAUUAACAAUGCAAUAGGAAUUUCUCAUCCAAGAAGGUGUUAGAGAUCUAGUUCUUUGGUCUGGGAUUCUUUUUGCACUUUUUAUGAACUCUUUUGUGUUGCUAGAAGCAAAUUUUAGGGUAGAAAUUCAUCCUUUGGCCCUGCUGAGUUCCUUUGUCUCUAAGAGGAGUUCAUACUAGUAUUCAUGUAGCAACCUCAUUUUUAAAAAUGCCUCUGUCCUUGAAAUGUAUGCACACUUUGAUAGGAGUGACAUGAAUGAAUAAAUCUGCCAGAGAAACCUGUGUUUAAUGGCAUGUUUGGUCAUGACUUUCUCUUUGGGAAGAGAUCAGGAAUGGGCCUUGAGUUCAGAUAGUCCCCUGUCUGCUCCUUCUGCCACCCUCCUUAUCUCCCUCCCACAAGAAGUGAGCAAGUAAAUGAAAGCCUCUGUGGUUGAUUGACCUGGAUGUCUUAUUUAGUUCUCUCCAUGAUAAUGAGCCAGAGGGGGAGGGAAAGCAUAAGCCAGGAGACCACUCCCAAUUUAUCAUUGGGUACAAUCCCAAAGAGAAAAUCUUUCCCAUGCAGGGGCUCAUAGAAUGUGGAAGCUGCCCUUAAACUUACAACCAGAAGAAUUUUUAAAAUAUUAUAUUGCAUACAGUCUCAGUCAUGUGCUGUAUCAGCAACUGCCUACUGAACUGACAUGCAAAAUGGUUUUUAAACACCAAUUGAUCAAGGAGUGUAUUUGCAUUUAUCUUAUCCCAGAAAGUUAUUUUCUGUCAAUUAAAUUUGUCCCUAUAAAUCUUGUUUGCAUGUGAAGAAGCCUCUUUUCUAUGAACAUCUGUAUAAUAUCAGAGGUCUAACAAUAAAAAGUAGAUUUUCCAAGAGAAACAACUUUUUUUUUUUACAAGCAAUAGCUUUAGGGGGAAAAGUAAGAAGUUGAAAGUAGCAAUAGAGAUGUAUAAAUAGAAUAUAUGGAUAUGUAACAAGGAAAGUUUGCAAUGUAGAAAUAUCACCUUGUAAAAUCUUUAAUCUGAGGUCAGCAGCCAAAGAAGGUUAAAUUGCUCAAAUAACAGUUCUUCCAUUAAAGGUAUUUUAUUCCUUUAGAAUAACAACAGCAGACUGUUGCAAUUAUUUUGCAAAAUAUACUGGCAUCUGCUUGGAAAUAAUGACAAAAUCUUAUCUGCUGACACAGCAAGCACAAAAACAAAAUCCAAAUAACUUUUUUGGAAAAAUCAUGUAGACGUUGACAUUUGUCAAGCUCAGUACUUGAUUCAGACCAGCUAAAUGUCUUCUAAUGUUGGAGAGACCAGGUGAAGCAAGCUUUGAUAGCUGUGAACCUUUUCUUAUUGCUUCUGCUGUUCAUGGGCACUGAAGUGUGGUUGGGUUUGUUGGCUUAAGAUGUAGAACUGGAGGCCAAUAGUUUUUCCUUUAAAUAAGAAUGUGUCUUGGGGCUUCAUUCACUGUUAGAUGAACAUUCAUAUUGGAAUUUCUGCUUUUAAACAUAGCUAGAAGGAUGUGCAAACUGCAUUGCAAGUUGAAAGCUAUGUUCUGCCAGCUUCAUGUAAAUGUUAACUGGAACCCAGCUGUUCUUCAUAGUUAAGUCAGAUGGUUAACAUGGAUGUGGAAGUUGAGUGUUUCUCUCAGGAGAGAGAACUCUUGAUUCUGUGGUUGUCUUUUUCCUCUAGUUUGCUAGUUGAACUAAUGGAUGUUUUAGAUUUCAUCUUGAGUCCUAACUCCCAGAAUCUCAAACUGUGGCCCUGAUCUUUUAAACUGCCUGUGUUUUGUAACUGAUUUUUUGUGCAGAGUAAAAGGUGCUGUGCAAGGAAUUCCAUUUGCAGUGGCUUUUGUCUUGUAGUAGCGUAAUUCUGUUAACUCUUUCCUGGUCAGACCUUGAAAAAUAUGCAUGCAAGUUUGCCCAAGUUUUCAGAGAUCCCAAAGCCUAACAUGGGUAGCCUUAAAAGAAGAAUGAAAUGUAAAUCUAGUGUUUACCGUCCUUCAGAGUAACACGAUAGCCACCUCUCUUUGAUAAUAGGUGAUGUUAUUCAAAAGAAAUCACACCCUUGGUUCCUAAACACUCUUAUGCAGUGGAACCUUAUAGCAUGGUUCAUUGUGCUGCAGAUUCUUAUAUACCAUGGGUAUGACGAUGUUCCCGAGUACAGUACUGUAUACAGUACUACAGCUUUUGUUAUAACACGGAACCCCUAUAACAGGGGUGCUUGUCCCCAACCCCUGUGUUAUAAUAAUUACUUCAAUAGAACUCACUUGUUCAGGGGAGAAAACCUGGUAAAAAUGUUGGGCGUAAGCACACCCCUUUCCCUACCUGUGAGCUCAAAGAAACAAGAGUUUUGUUGUUUUUAAAUAAAUAACAGUCUUUCCUUGGACAUCUGGUGGGGAAAAAAUCAAUUUUUCCCCAGUGACAGAUCAAAUAGUUAAGAUGAUGCCAUCAACAUUGUAGUCCCAGUUCACUUGUUAGUUUUGCCCAGCCCUGGGAAUGAGAGCUAAUGGUGCAUAAGAGCCAAGCCUGUUCACUGGGUAGAAAGAUCUCCAAAUUUAAAGUUAACAGACCUCAAUCACAACCUUAGAAACACAAUGUUGAACAUUCGUUGUAUUAUCUGAGUGGGCCUGGUUUAGUGCUUAUCAUUUUUGAAAAACUACAAUUGAUAAUACAGAUAUAUUGGUCAGUUGUGCUAUGUAACACCAAACCCAUGUUUGCCCUUAAUUAAGCAUACACUUUUGACAGGGAGCCAUAGUAAAUUCCAGAUCCCUGGUAAGUGUAUUUAUAUGAUGCAUGUCUUUGCAAACAAGACAUGUGUCACAUUGCAGUUUGUAUGUUUAGGUAUGUGCAGAUGUAAAUGGUGUGAAGAAGCCUAUGGCUCACAUACUUUGGACUCAAAUGGGGUUGAAAAUGUGUUGUUUUUGGACGCCCAAAUUGCACAAUUUCUGUGUUUGGUAUGUUGUUGCUGCGCCAACAAGACUAAUUUGUUUGCCAAGAUGUAGAUUUGCAAGCAGCAAAAUAUAUGUAGGAUUUGCUUUUUAUUAAAUGUCACCUUGAUUACUCAGUAGAAAGGAGAUGUAUUUAUAAAUUUGCAUUAUAAAUUUGGGUCCAUCUAUCUGCCAGGAUACUCAGUUAAGGUCUGUUGUUAAUCUGUUUAAUUUAGUAGUAUAUUUGGCAUUCUUCCUUUUAAUAUUUUAUUCAAUUAUUACUGGAAAUCAAAAACUCAUAUUUGUGUGGCUGAUGGAUAUCUACAACAGACAGGAGCAAGAUAACAAUCUAGUGGUUGGAGUUUAUUACAAAUGCAGUAUAAAAACAUAAAAUUAAGCAGAUAUGGUACCUUUUGAACUCUUAAGGGUUAGUUCACAUUUAAGUCGUCCCCUCAGCAUGGGCAGAGACCACUCCAGUCUCCAUCACAUGGAAGUCUUAUAUUUGAACUUGAGGGCAAUAUUUAUGGUUGUUGCAAUUUAUGUUACAUAUUGUGUCACAAAGCUGCUGUGAGUGCUGUCAGCAGACUUCCCUUGCCUGCUCCCAAGACGCUUGUGUGUGGGCUGCUUUGUAAGUGUGAACAGAGCCAAUUAAAUUGUUGGUUGAUGGCUGUCACAUUUUGUACCGCUUUCGCUUGCAGCUCCUCUCCUCUUGAAGUUGGUUAUCAAACCUUACAAUGGCCAUAUGAAUAUGGGCUCUGGUGUUUCCAUACCCUUCAUCUGAUUUUCCAACAGUCAAAGUAUUUCCCUUUCCCCAAUUCUGUGUCCAUCUAAACAGGAUUAAAAAUCUUGCAUGCAAGAGGAACGUAUCUGUAGUUAUUGCUGCAACAUCCAGUCUCAGUGCCAUAAGCCUUUAGCUGUUCUCAACGGAACUAUUUGGUUUUCUCACAUGUGUAGAAAUGGCUCCCCAGGAUUGCAACUAAUAGGUGCAAGGUUGAAUGUAUUCUGCAAUUCUUAAGCAGCAUGGGAAAAGUGCAGAAGUUGGCCAUUGGACUCUGCUUCCUGCUAUUCUUUUUCACUAAAACACCAUUUCCUGGUCCUUAUAGCAUGUGGGCAAUGACCCCUGCUGAAAUCUUAAAUACAAAGUUUUGAAUAAAACUUCCAUGGGUUGAGGAUGGGGCUUCAAUACCCUUCAUAGCUCUUACUACAAAACUAGAAUAAAUUAUGCAAAAUUAUAGAAUAAAAGUGUUGAUUGAUGAUGGGAAAUAAAAUCAUGCAUAUUUGCUUAAUGCAUAAUUUAGACAAGUUUCAGCAAUUGGGUGCAGAAUUUUCAUUUUUUUCAGAGUAGAAUUGCAUUCAAGUUUCCAUUGUGCCUGCUUAAGUGUUUGGUGGAGUACUGUCGCAGAGGACAGUAGUAUUUUCCUCAUCCUGUCUUCAUGGUCCUUAUGGUUUGUGGCUAGGAAGUGGAGAAAAAUGACUAAUCAUGCAUCUAAACUGAAAUGUGUCUGUGGCAGUGAAUACUCAUUUGACCGUUUGUAGCUUGUUCAUCAAUCUCAAGGUUAGUUUUAUGGAUUUGCUGGUUCAGUUAAAGUUAUACUGGUAAAAGGUUUAAGGCUGCCUGUUACAAUGGAACCUGUUUUUUAUUUGCAAUAUCUGCAAAACGUCUAGCAGGUUUUUAGAAUUGGCAACUGUUUGCAGUAGCAAUCAACCUGUGUAUACAACCCUAACCAUUUUUGACACCUAGUUAUUUCCGUAGGCACUACCAACUACUAGCUUUGCAUUUUUUAAAAAAAUCUUAUAUAACUUGCUUGCAUAGCUAGCUUUGUGUUCUUGAUACCUGUUGGCCAUAGAAGGACAUAUGAAAUCCCAAUAUGGCCUUUCAUUGUCUGUGACCUGGAACUGGGAUGUUUAUUUCCUUCCUCUGCUAAAAGAGGGUGUUAUAAGUCUCCUAACCAAUGUGAUGGGAUUUUACAUAAAGCCAAUGUAAUAACUUAGAUCUUAUUGUGCUUUAACUUAACGUCUGACCUGUAAGUACUUGUGACAGAUUUAAGAUUCAAUAAACACUCUUUUUUAACACUU
Molecule: messenger RNA, 10076 nt
Organism: Rhineura floridana
Lineage: Eukaryota; Metazoa; Chordata; Lepidosauria; Squamata; Rhineuridae
Gene: TNKS
Product: tankyrase
Exons: 31
Coding region: 691-4554 (1287 amino acids)
Cellular component (GO): cytoplasm; nucleus
Molecular function (GO): NAD+ poly-ADP-ribosyltransferase activity; protein binding
Source: RefSeq, a predicted model, not a curated record